This is a messenger RNA of Penicillium atrosanguineum, 1503 nucleotides long. RefSeq names its product ice-binding family protein. The transcript has a single exon. The coding region runs from base 1 to 1503 and encodes 500 amino acids. The record is from RefSeq and is a predicted model, not a curated record. Lineage: Eukaryota; Fungi; Ascomycota; Eurotiomycetes; Eurotiales; Aspergillaceae.
AUGUUCCUCCUUAAGGCCCUUACAUCUGGCUUCCUCUUCUCUGUCAUCAGCAAUGCACAAGCAGUUGGCCUUGGAACUGCUGGAGCCUAUCUUGUUCUUGCGGGCACCACAGUGACCAAUACGGGUCCAUCAAUUAUUAAUGGUGGUAACGUUGGAGUCUCCCCAGGAUCAGCUAUCACGGGCUUUCCUCCUGGUACUGUGACUGGCGGAACAAUCCACGCUGCUGAUGCGAACGCACUUCAAGCUCAAGCUGAUCUAGUGACAGCAUACAACGAUGCCGCUGGCCGCGCUCCUAACUUUAACGUGGCGGGAGAUCUUGUUGGUCUGACGCUUGUUGCCGGUACAUAUAAGUCUACAGGCCCAUUGGGCCUUACUGGAACUCUCACGCUUGACGGUCAAGGAAACCAAAAUUCAGUUUGGAUCUUUCAAAUAGCGUCCACUCUCAUCACUGGAAGCGCCUCCAGAGUUACCCUGAUCAAUGGUGCUCAACCUUGCAAUGUGUUCUGGCAAGUGGGAAGCUCUGCGACCCUGGGAACAGGAAGUACUUUUGUUGGGACCAUCCUGGCACUCACUUCUAUCUCGGCUACCACCAAUGCAGUAAUUCAAGGACGUCUUCUUGCUCGUAACGGGGGAGUGACUCUGGAUACCAACACCAUCACCCUUCCGAGUUGUGUAACGCCGAUAUCAUCUACUACGACCACUACACCAACCACUACUACCACGACAACAACCGUUACCACUUCACUGCCUAUCAUCACGCUUCCUAUAAUAGGGCCCAUUACGGUGCCUAUAGGGCCCAUUUCGGUGCCCAUUGUAGGCGGUGGCAGCGGCGGCAGCGGAGGCUCUGGUAACGGCAACGGCAACAACAGCGGCAACGGUAGUGGCAACAACAGCGGCAACGGUAGUGGCAACGGCGGAAACGGCAGUGGUAACGGCACCAGUGGAAACGGUAGCGGCAACGGCAACGGCAAUAGCGGCAGCGGAAAUGGAAAUGGAAAUGGCAACAGCGGUAGCGGCAAUGGCAACGAUAAUGGCCAUAGCGAUGUCGUUCCCUUGUCCACACCAUGCACAACCACGGCAUGGACACCGUACUCAACUGAUACGCACAAGCCCCACAACCAAGACUACAACAAGGACUACAACAAGGACUACAGCAAGGACUACAACAAGGACUACAACAAGGGCUACAACCAAGACUACAGCAAGGACUACAACAAGGACUACAACAAGGGCUACAACCAAGACUACAACAAGGACUACAACAAGGACUACAACAAGGACUACAACAAGCCCCACAACCAAGACUACAACCAGCCCCACAACCAAGACUACAACCAAGACUACAACCAAGACUACAACCAAGACUACAACCAAGACUACAACCAAGACUACAACCAAGACUACAACCAAGACUACAACAAGCCCCACAACCAAGACUACAACAAGGGCUACAGCCAAGACUACAACCAGGACUACAACCAGGACUACAACAGUGCGUUCUAG